CAUUUGUAUGAUUAUGCUAUCAGGGAUUAUAUUUACCUAGAAUUUUAUAUCAGAUAGAACUCGUAAUCGUUUUACGUAACAACGCAGUUGGAACGAUCAUUAUGCAUCUUCCUUUGUACAUGAGUGGUGCCGCAAAAAAUGUACACCCUUUCCCUGGCUUUGCUUCUUAUCUUUGGAAUUACUCAACAAGUCGAAGCUGAAGAAAUAUGCUUUGACGAUGUCGGAUGCUUCGCCGAUGAUCCUUGCCACAUCCCCGGUUUUCCACCACGAUCGCCGGACAUCAUCAACACACGCUUUCUGCUCUUCACGCGGACGAACUGGGACGAUUACCAGGAGCUGAACCUGCACGAUGUCGAAGGACUGCGGGCUUCGAAUUUCGACCCGAAGAGGAAGACGAAGAUGUUCGUGCAUGGCUGGUGGGCGUACGGACUAGAUCCGGAAGAACUCGAGAGGAAGGAUGCCUUCCUUGAAAUGGAGGAUGCUAAUGUCAUCCUGGUCGACUGGGAGAGGGGAGCGGCGGAGCCCCGCUACGGGGUAGCCCAUCAGAAUACCAGGGUGGUCGGGCGACAGAUUGGACAACUUGCCCGCUUCUUGAACCUCGAGACUGGAAUGUAUUUCAGGGAUGUUCAUCUGAUCGGUUCGAGUCUCGGGGCACACGCCGCGGGGUACGCCGGACAGUACCAGCCAGGAUUCGGUAGAAUUUCAGGCCUUGACCCCGCUGGCCCAUACUUUCGUGACGACGGAUUUGACUUUCGCGAUAAUGGACCCGACUGUCGACUGGAUCCGACGGAUGCCAUCUUUGUUGACGUCAUCCAUACUGAUGCCAAUGAUAUCACAGGUCUAGGACAGAUGCUUCCGCUAGGACAUCAGGAUUUCUACCCCAACGGUGGUCGCAAGCAAACCGGAUGUAACCUCAUCGAUCUGUUCUCAGGAUGUAGUCAUUCCCGAGCCUGGAAGCUUUUUACCGAAAGUAUCCUCUCCACUUGCAGCUUCACUGCGUACCCAUGCGAGAGUUGGGCGCAGUUCGUGGCCGGUAACUGCGGCGAUUGCGGCACGCGCGGUUGUCCUGUCAUGGGUUACCGCGCCGACGAAAACACCGAGGUUAAGGGUAAAUUUUACCUGCACACGAAUGGGGAUUCUCCAUAUUGCAUGGACUGAUGCUGAAGUAGUAAGCAACUGGGACUCAACAUCUUGUUUCAGAUGACACACCUCAUUUUUGUCAAUAUUAUUUUCAUUCCAUUGAUAUUCAAAUUUACAUUUCUUUAUUCAGAUAGAUGUAUUAAUCAAACCUCCAACAACGGUAUUUGCCUGAAUCAAUCUUUGACGAUGUAAACCAUGGAUAAAUGAGUGAUAUUGGACGCUGAUUUUCCCCCUCAAAAUCAAUUUGACAAUCAGUAAGGAUUCCGGGUUUUUCAAUAAACACGUAAGAAUUGUCAACAAUGUAAUCACUGUAUUUUAUGCGUUUGUAAAGAAUCAAAAUACAUUAAACCAUAUGUUUCAAAGAACAUUAUCCUUCUGUUUAGUGACUCUAAUAUCCACUUAUUAUCCACAUGAAGCUUUAAUAAAUUUGAAGAGAUACUCCAGGCUGAAAAUAAUUUGACUUGAUCAGAUAAAAGAAAAUAAAACAAAACACUGAAAAUUUUUAUCAAAAUCGGCCAUGGAAUUAGAAAUUUAUGGCUCAUCUCGUAUCCCUACUUGUUAUUUUGUGUUUUAUAACAUGAACUUAAAUAUUUUUAUCCUCCAAUAACUAAAGAAAUGGAUUAACAACUAAUUUGAUGCAUUAAAGAAUCAGUGCUGCAACUCAUUUCAUUGUAAGGGAGACAUGUCAUUCACACAUAUGAAAAUAUGAAACAAUUACGAUUUCAUGUAAUAAUAUAAGAAAAGGAAAUUUGGGAUAUGACAUCAUCAGCACACCAAGUGAAUAUUCAUGACAACGUGCAUAUAUAUUAUAAAUAUUCCUAAACUCUUAUGUUCAAUAACUCUGUUAUUGUCAUCCGAUUUUGAUGAAAUUGUCAGCACUUUGCUCGGUGAAUUUUACUCUCUUUUCAGCCCGGGGUACGCUUUUUAGUCUUGUAUGGUUGAAAUUGCAACAGAAGAUAUCCGAUAUAUCAGCAGGUUUUGGUAUUCGAAGGUUUAAAAUAACUCUCUAGGUUGUGCAGUAAACCUAUUCCUUUAACAGCAUUUACGAGGUUAACCUAAAAAGUGAUUUUAUAUUUAAACGCAACCCCUCCACCGUCAUUUUUUUUACUCAAUGCGGGCCAUUGCUACCUGACAAUUCAUUUCUCUUGAACAUAUGAAAAAUAAUCUAACACACUUUAACAUUAAGGGUAAUUCGACUUUGGUAUGAUUUUACCCAGGCUGGUUUUAGGUGAAAGCCCCCCCCCCCCAUAAAAAAAGACGAGAAAUAGAAAAUAGAAUAAUAAUAAAAGGAUUAAUCAGGAUGGCAUAUAAAUUAUGCUCAGAAAAGGAAUGGAAAGAUACGAAUGAUUGAAAAAGGGUUAAUUUGCACGUUUUAGAUUAUUCUAAUAAGAAAUAUGUUAAUUCAAAGAUUGUUAUAAAUGUGCGUUCCCCCUAACAAACCUUUUCUUUCUCUGGGAAAUAUCAAAACUAAAUCUAAUUUGUACACAUAGGUGUUGUAUAUCCCUGAAAAAGAAGGGAACAUCGUUCUGACGCCGGCCAAACUCCCCGUCCAAUGCAUGUUUGAUUUAGAUAUUACGAUAAAGUACAUUACUUGGCAUUAGGCUAAUCCCAUCAAAACAGCUGUUAUAUUUCGCAUGCCAAAUGAUAUGUAGUAACAGUGGCGUACCGAGGG
Molecule: messenger RNA, 2812 nt
Organism: Lytechinus variegatus (green sea urchin)
Lineage: Eukaryota; Metazoa; Echinodermata; Echinoidea; Temnopleuroida; Toxopneustidae
Product: pancreatic triacylglycerol lipase-like
Exons: 5
Coding region: 139-1158 (339 amino acids)
Biological process (GO): lipid metabolic process
Molecular function (GO): lipase activity
Source: RefSeq, a predicted model, not a curated record